This is a messenger RNA of Cuscuta epithymum, 1322 nucleotides long. The record is from the annotation of a GenBank genome assembly. NCBI's taxonomy places the organism in Eukaryota, Viridiplantae, Streptophyta, Magnoliopsida, Solanales, Convolvulaceae.
UUCCUUUCCAAAAAAGAUGUAGAGACUAUUAGAGAAGUCCCUCGCACUUUUUUAAAUGUCUUUUUUCAUCAUCAAAUUUCUUUUUAAUGCAAAUGUUGCUUGUGACCUCCCGUAACCUAAAGAAAGUUCAAGGUGUAAAAUAAUAAGCUAAGCUGAGGUGGUUAGCAAUGGCUAAGGCAAGGGUGAGUAGGCACCAAUGGAAAAGAACCUCUACGCUGUCUCUGGUGCUCUCCAUGCUUCUCAUGCUGUCACUUGUGCUUCUGAUGCUCCUCGCUCUUGGAAUACUCAAUGUCCCUAUCAGAUCUGACGACGAACCCUCAUUUUCCCGGAGCCGUAUCAGAUUCAAGCGCUCAGCUUUGGAUAUCGUGGAGGAGGACGGUUUGGGGAAAAGAGGAGAACAAUGGACUGAAAUUCUUUCUUGGGAGCCCAGGGCUUUUGUUUUUCACAAUUUCUUGUCCAGGGAAGAAUGUGAAUACUUAAUAAGUCUAGCCAAGCCUCACAUGGCAAAGUCAACUGUUGUAGAUAGCAAAACUGGUAAAAGUAAAGACAGCAGGGUUCGUACAAGUUCAGGAAUGUUUUUAAAGAGGGGAAGGGAUCAAGUUGUUAAAAGCAUUGAAAAAAGGAUAGCGGACUAUACAUUCAUUCCUGUUGAGAAUGGUGAAGGUCUACAAGUUCUCCACUAUGAGGUUGGACAAAAGUAUGAGCCUCAUUUUGAUUAUUUUCUCGAUGAUUUCAAUACGAAGAAUGGGGGACAACGUAUAGCUACUGUACUCAUGUAUCUUUCAGAUGUUGAAGAAGGGGGUGAGACUGUUUUUCCUUCCGCGAAAGGCAAUUUUAGCUCUGUGCCUGAGUGGAAUGAGAUGUCAGAAUGUGCUAAAAGGGGCCUUUCUGUGAAACCAAAAAUGGGGGAUGCGUUACUGUUUUGGAGCAUGAGGCCUGACGGGACUUUGGAUCCAUCAAGUUUGCAUGGUGGUUGUCCAGUGAUAGGAGGAAAUAAAUGGUCUUCUACUAAAUGGAUGCAUGUUGGUGAAUACAAUGUCUGAAUGUUUGUAUAUGGGCUCUCUAGUUUGUUGGUUUGAUGGAUUGAUGGACACUCAAUCUGAUUUUUGUAAUUGUCAAAUUCCAUAUUCGGAAUUGAAUGUCCAAACUUUACAGCAUUUACUCUUCGUUAGCUUCCUUAAAAUUCAAAACCUUAUACAGAGUAUGUUGAAACAGGCAUGCAUUGUAUAAACGUAUAGUCUGUAUCUAACACUAUUAACACCAGUGGAAAAACGUUAAUUGGAGGCGCUAAAACUACGUUGUACAGCAUUUAGCAUUUUGAG